CACAAACCACAUCAAUUGAUCCUGUAACAUCCCAAUCUCUCCCCUCCUCCCAAUUUCCCCUCAAUUCUCAAGUCUCAAUUCCAGCUCGAAUCCCUCCACCAUGUCAUCCAACCUCAUCCCCACCGAGCCCGGCGGCGAGCAAACCCAGUACGAAGGCAUCCACACGCACGUCGACCCGCCCAGCAAGCAGCCCGGCCAAAUGGGCGACCCAGCGACGAGCACCGCAUCUCCCCCCGCGCACGCGCACAAAGCGGCCUCCAACGCGCCGAACACGCAGAGCGUCACGCCCGCGGAGAAAAUGCGGUAUGGGCAGAGCAUUCAGGAGGGCGGUAUGGGCGGGAAGACGGAUGCGGCGACGGGGGAGGCGGGCGAGGAAGGUGGAUUCGGGGGUACGGAGGCGUUGGAGCAAGGUGGCGAUGCGGCGCAGGAGAGGAGGGAGCAGGGGUACGGUGGGGAGAGGGAUAUGGAUCGGAGCAUUGGGGCGUGA
Molecule: messenger RNA, 487 nt
Organism: Trematosphaeria pertusa
Lineage: Eukaryota; Fungi; Ascomycota; Dothideomycetes; Pleosporales; Trematosphaeriaceae
Exons: 3
Coding region: 101-487 (128 amino acids)
Source: RefSeq, a predicted model, not a curated record